AUGAAAGAUUUUGCCUUAGUAUUGUAUAUAUUAGGUGGUAAACAAUGCUAUGAAUUCUUUCAAAUUAAUAUUAUUGGUGCACUUUCUAAUUUAACAACCACAAAUAAACUAAUAUCGAAUACUAAUCCUAUUUUAACAGAAGGUCAAUUUUGUUUCGUUGCCCUCAAACAAUACCUUGAAACAGCAAAUGUAAAAUUUGAUUUUUGUGCUGAAGAUUGCACCGGUGUUAUUAAAAAGAUCAAAUAUGAUGCUAACACAAAUUCAUUUGUUGGUUUUAAUACAAAUUUAUCUAACGGAGUACCGAUUUGUAAUUAUUAUCGAACUGACUCCUACGAACAACUUCAAUAUUGGUUUGAAAACAUAGAAAAAUCUGCAUUAUUAAAUAUUCAUAUGUUCCAGCCUAUUCCACAAUCAAAUCAUAUAAAUUCACCUGCAUCAUUUCUUUUGAGUGCCUAUGGUGUUGAUAAUACGGCAACUGCCAUAGAUAUAAUAAAAAGAUGGAUUUAUAUUUAUAAUAAUUGUAUUCAGAAUCAAAUACGAAUUAUCGGCUUCUCUACAGACGGUGAUCCAAAAUAUGUCCGAGCAAUGCGGCUAACAUGUGGUUUUAUUGCACUUUUGUCAAACUCUCAACAUUUCAGUCAUUCUGAUGCAUUUCAGAUCAAAAUAGGAGGGCAAUGGCAAUGGUCAUGGUUUUUUUUGGGACAAAGACAAAUAUUUCUCUUUUUACAAGAUCCGACACAUUUAAUAACGAAGUGGAGAAAUCGUCUAUUAUCUAAAGUAGCUGAAAUGCGAAUAGGAAAUCAAAUAAUUAAAAAUGCAAAUACUUGGCAUCCAAAUAUUAAACUAGAAUAUAAAAUCGGUAAAAGUCUUCCAUUUCUUGAUGUUCUCCUUACAAAUAUCAAUGGCACUCUAUCAACAUCUGUGUAUCAUAAACCAGCAGCAGAACCCUAUGUUGUACCAUUUAUUUCUGAUCAUCCUCGACAUGUAUUCGAAAACAUUGUACAAACAAGUCUUCGACGUGCAAUCAAAUAUUCAUCAACUUUUCAAUUAUUCAAUGAUGAGAGAAGAUAUAUCAAAUCAACAUUUUUGUACAAUGGUUACCCUUCUUCAUUUAUCGACAAUAUAUUUCGAAAAUUUUUUUCUGGCUACAUAUCAUCUCGAUCUUUUCUACCAUUUAUUGGCAAUGAAGAUCAAUUCUUACAUAUGCGUAUUGCAUUAUCUGGACAACCAAGUCGACAACAAUCUCAAGUCGAAAUGAGAAUUGCAACACUUACGACCGAUGAUGAACAUUUAAUUGAAGAAUUAGAGAACAAACAAGAAGCCACCAUUCAAGAAAAAAAGAAACCAAACGAAUUUCAAAAUAAACUUAUAAUUCAUUAUACACAUGAGAAACGAUUCAACACACGUAAGCGGGACCUGCAUCGUAUCUUUCAAGAAACAUUCGCAAACACAUCAAUACUCGAAACCAAGCUGAUCGUUGGGAAUAGAAAUCAGAAAAGCAUAAUGAAAGAACUAAUUCGAAAACGUCCAAGACAGGCCAUAUUAAAAAACAAAGCUAAAGCAAAUGAAAAACGCAAAAAGAACAGGCAUCGUCUACUAAACCAACAAAAUCCAAAAAAAUAA
Molecule: messenger RNA, 1623 nt
Organism: Rotaria socialis
Lineage: Eukaryota; Metazoa; Rotifera; Eurotatoria; Philodinida; Philodinidae
Source: the annotation of a GenBank genome assembly